Castor canadensis (American beaver) is the source of this 4434-nucleotide messenger RNA. NCBI's taxonomy places the organism in Eukaryota, Metazoa, Chordata, Mammalia, Rodentia, Castoridae. The record is from RefSeq and is a predicted model, not a curated record.
AUGGUGUUCUUCUUGGAGGACGUCAUGGCAUGCGCGAAGCGGCUACUGGAAUGGAUCGCUGGCUGGCUUCCUCGUCACUGCAUCGGGGCCAUCCUGGUAUCCCUGCCUGCCCUUGCUGUCUACUCACACAUCACCUCUGAGUUUGAGACAAACAUACAUUUCACCAUGUUCACUGGCUCAGCUGUGCUGGUGGCUGUCGUCCACUACUGUAACUUCUGCCAGCUCAGCUCCUGGAUGAGGUCCUCCCUUGCCACCAUUGUGGGGGCUGGCCCGCUGCUUCUGCUCUAUAUUUCCCUGUGCCCAGACAGUUCCAUAGCAAUUUCACCUCUGGAUGCAGCACUGAACUUCAGUGCCCAGAGGAACCCAUGCAACAGCUCGCUGCUGCAGGACAGCAGGAGGCCAGCCAGCCUCGUGGGCAAGGAACUCAUCCUCGCCUUCUUCCUCCUGCUUCUGUUGGUCUGGUUCCUGAACCGAGAGUUCGAAGUCAGCUACCGCCUGCACUACCAUGGGGAUGUGGAGGCAGAUCUUCACCGCACCAAGAUCCAGAGCAUGAGGGACCAGGCCGACUGGCUGCUGAGGAACAUCAUCCCCUACCACGUGGCCGAGCAGCUCAAGGUGUCCCAGACCUACUCCAAGAACCAUGACAGCGGUGGAGUCAUCUUUGCCAGCAUUGUCAACUUCAGCGAAUUCUACGAGGAGAACUACGAGGGGGGCAAGGAAUGCUACCGGGUCCUCAACGAGCUGAUCGGAGACUUCGACGAGCUCCUGAGCAAGCCGGACUACAGCAGCAUUGAGAAGAUCAAGACCAUUGGGGCUACGUACAUGGCGGCUUCGGGGCUGAACACAGCCCAGUGCCAGGAGGGCGGACACCCGCAGGAGCACCUGCGGGUCCUGUUUGAGUUUGCCAAGGACAUGAUGCGUGUGGUGGAUGACUUCAAUAACAACAUGCUGUGGUUCAACUUCAAGCUCAGGGUGGGCUUCAACCAUGGGCCCCUGACAGCCGGCGUCAUCGGCACCACCAAGCUGCUGUACGACAUCUGGGGGGACACCGUCAACAUCGCCAGCAGGAUGGACACCACCGGAGUGGAGUGCCGCAUCCAGGUGAGCGAGGAGAGCUACCGUGCCCUGAGCAAGAUGGGCUAUGACUUUGACUACCGAGGGACAGUGAACGUCAAGGGGAAAGGGCAGAUGAAGACCUACCUUUACCCAAAGUGCAUGGACAAUGGGGUCGUGCCGCAGCACCAGCUGUCCAUCUCCCCAGACAUCCGCGUCCAGGUGGAUGGCAGCAUUGGGCGGUCUCCCACGGACGAGAUUGCCAACCUGGUGCCUUCUGUCCAGUAUUUGGACAAGACAUCCCUGGGCUCCGAGGACAACACACAGGCCAAAGACGUGCAUCUGUCUUCUAAGAGACCCUGGAAAGAGCCCAUCAAAACGGAAGAAAGGUGUCGAUUUGGCAAAGCCAUAGAGAAGGAUGACUGUGAAGAGGCAGAAAUGGAAGAAGCCAACGAACUCACCAAGCUCAACGUCUCAAAAAGUGUGUGAGGCAGCACCGAGCUGCCACGGUGCUCUGUUCAUCAAAACACAAUAAUAUUUGUAUCUGGCUGUCGUGCUUUCUAUGCACCUCAGUUUCUGUCCCUGGACGUGGUGUUAUGUGGUCGUUUCAGCCCUAAUUUCUGUGUGGAUCACAGUUAUUUAGGGCUCAUUUCCACUCAUUUCUUCUUUCCUUUGCUCUCUUCCCUGGAAACCUGCCUCCUUUGGGGGGAUUCGUUCAGCCAAGUGAAGGAGAACAAGUGCCUUCAGGGGAUGGCCUUGGCCUUGAGUCUAGGACUGAGGCCACCAGUGGAAAUCAUGGCUCUUGGUAUUAUUUGACUUUUAAAAAAAAAUGCAGUGGUUAAGAUAUCAUUUUUAUUGCCUUUUCUCACAAGACUUUUUUUUUUUUGGCUCAUACUGUGUUUUGAGUUUGUUUCUCUAUAUAUAUGUCAGUAGUGUUCCCAGUCACCUGGCCUUUCUGAGCACACACACGCACACACUUUUGUGUAUGAACCUGACAUAAAGUGCCAGUAACUCACCAGGAAGGGGUGUGGGGAAGUGGGGCUGAGAAAGCUCAGCGAGCACCCUCCCCACACUCUCCUGGGACCUGGGCCCUCGCCCAAGUGGGCUGUGGGUGGACCAUGCUCCUGAUACCAGGUGGGUUCAGGGGUUCACCUGCAUUCAGGCCAACAUUUCAAAUGCUCACUGGGCACAAAGCUUGUGAACCCAGGCCUCAGGUAUCUCAAAGCCGUUUUUUUUCAUCCUGACCCUCUGCUGAGGGCUCUUCCAGUCGGGAGUGAAGGUGUUUGUCUUGGAAGCUGACUCACCUGAGGGAGAAAUUCAAACGUCUGAGGGUUGCUUUUAUUUAUUUAUUUAUUUAUCAGGCUAUGUGUUUGGGGGCGGGGUGCUGGGUCAUUUUGGUGGAGGAAAAUAGGCUGGCAAGGGUGAUUUGCAAAGGGCCCCCACAGACUGGUGACAAGAGGUCCCUUCCUGUUUCAUGUUUGGCUACUUGGUGCCAUGCUGCCAGCAAGGGUGCUCCCUCUUGUGGGGAUCUGGAGCAAAACCGGUUGGUCUCAAAGCAGAUCCCUGCAGGCCGCAUCUCUUGGCUUCUACAGAUCUAAGAAGUUUCUCCAUUCUCUCCCACUCUCACACUGCACAGGCUGAGUGCUGGCAGGAUUUAAUCUUGUGAGCCGACACAACCCUCUUGAGAGGGGCUUCCUACGGUGCACUGAGGGCCAGAACCACCUGUGUGCAAACCGUCACCCAGCCAGUAGGAGGCAGGAAAGAAAAAACCUAAAGAAAAUCAUGUCUGGGCUCUUGGCUGCCAAUCCUGCUUGUAAUUAUGUUUUUUCACAUUGAGUCUGAAGUCUGUGUCAAGUAACUCAGUCUGGAAUGGCCCUGUCAUAGUUAUUUUCCCAGAUAACAUGACAUGCCUAAGAAGUAGUUCUGAGUCUGUUGGAGAUAUUCACGCUGUUUCCUGUGUGUUCCUUCAUUGAAGAGCCUCACCCCUCAUCACUCGUCCCCAAAGAUUGACAGAACCUGCUGUGUCCAGCAUGAUGACAUCUCCAUCUGGUCAGCCACCUCCCCGGGGGAUGGAAUAGCCAUCCAGCAGCCCUGCCUUCUCGGGACCCAGAGUGUUUUUAGUGACUGUAAAUAUUCCUUCAGGUUUGACUGUCAGUUUGUUGGUCUUCCAACUCUGAGGAAAGGAUGGUCAAUACCUCUUGCUUCUGAAGAAUGUAUUCUUAUAAAAUACCGUAGAUUUUUUUUCCCUUAAAAAACACUACCUGAUACUUUCCUCGUGCUAGGGAUGUGGGCACAUUGGGUUUCCUCCUGUCAGUAUUAAGGUCUGUAUCUGAGUGUCCAUCUGUCCUCUGCCUUCCACCUCCAGACUGUGUAACUUUGAGAGGCUGGCCAGUUGCCCUUGUCAUUCUGUCUCACUCAAUAUCCUCCCUGUCAAACCACUUUCCUUCCCCUACCACAAAGAUGUUUGUGAUGCCCUCCCACCCAUACCCUUCUCCUCCCAGGACCCCCACAGCUGCAAACCAAUGGGAGAGAAUCAUUAACCUCCAGUGGUCUUGUUCAGUGUUGUGUAAAUGGAGCCCCCAAAGAAGGGCAAUUCACGCAGAGUGUAAAUGGUCUUUAAAAACACCCCGAGCCUUCCUAAAGAACCAGUGCAGAUGGCCUCUUGGGGCCUUCCCAGCUCCCUGCUCCAAAGCAUACCUCAGUGCGGAACCACAGAAUCUCCACAGCACACCUGCCGUGCGUCUCGGUCUGCUGGCAUUGAACAAAUAGUUGUUGCAGAAGACAGACGGCUCCUAGGCAGUGGGCUCAAGUGCUGUCAGCAGGAUGGAGGCGUCUUUCAGGUGGCAAUACGUCUUAGGAACCUAGGGCAGGAAGCAAUACUUGAGAAUUGAAUGUGUGUAAAUAGUAGCUUUGCGUUGCAAUUGCUCAUUUCUUCUCAGCCCCAUCUCAGAUCAAAUUUUGUACAUCUGUAUGAUGAAAAAGCACAUAAUUUCACCUGACGCAAAUAAAUAUAGAGGUCAGUUAUGAACCCUCAAAUCGCUUAAAGGGUCCCCCACAUUGUGCCACACCUCGCAUGGCUCCUUCGUCACUGACGUCACUCACGGGGACGACACACUGCACAUUUGCACAUGACACAGAAAGCCAAAGGCAGUGUACCAUUACCUGGGCUGUAAUCACUCAGAGUCUCCAAAGAUACAGCUGCAUUUGAAUUUCUAGAUUUUUUUGAGGUAAGCAUUUUUCAUUGGUUGUUUUGAAAAUCACAUCAUGUCUACAAUCUGAAAUUAAAUUAGCAAGAACCAAUUGUUUGUGUUUUUCAUUUCCUCUGCUCUGCUCUUUUUAAAUUGUUAAUUCUAAGAAUUUCAAAAUGCAUUCACUGAAGAA